Messenger RNA from Aethina tumida (small hive beetle), 1689 nucleotides. Its product is annotated as zinc finger protein 878. Bases 224 to 943 code for a protein of 239 amino acids. NCBI's taxonomy places the organism in Eukaryota, Metazoa, Arthropoda, Insecta, Coleoptera, Nitidulidae. Gene Ontology annotation, biological process: regulation of transcription by RNA polymerase II. Gene Ontology annotation, molecular function: DNA-binding transcription factor activity, RNA polymerase II-specific; RNA polymerase II cis-regulatory region sequence-specific DNA binding. The transcript has 4 exons. The record is from RefSeq and is a predicted model, not a curated record. Gene Ontology annotation, cellular component: nucleus.
UUAAAUAUCAUCUUGUCCAAAUGUUUCAUCUCAGCUCAAUUUGGCAACAAGGCCUAGGUUAAAUAUAGGUUAGAAUGGUCAAAACAAGAAUUAUUAAAAAUUCACACUAUAAAUAAACCAAUUUAAAAAUAUUAAGAUUUCUUCAACCCUUAAAAAGAAUACAACAAUUAACAGUGGCAUUGUUUGUGUUUCGAGUACCGAGCCGCCUGGAAGAAUUCUAAUAAUGGUUGAGGUAUUUGAAACAUAUACUCACAGUGUUUUCGACCACGAAAUAAAGAUAGAACCUGUAGCUUUCUAUGGAUGUUACGAAGGAGUCGGAAAAAACAUGAAUACCGGAGACAAGAACACAAAAGUUGAACUCUCAACAAAUCUACCACCAAAGCGAAAAAAAUCAUCAUCCCAAGACUGUAAAAUUUGCGGCAAAGUCCUAUCAUCCCCCUCUAGCUACUACGUCCACAUGAAACAGCACUCAGAUGAUAAACCAUACCAGUGUCAAAGAUGUGAUGCCAGUUUUUGCAGAAAACCAUACCUAGAGGUCCACAUGAGAACUCACACAGGUGAAAGACCAUUUGAAUGUGCUGUAUGCAAGAAGAGGUUCACACAAAAGUCUAGCCUGAACACACAUAAAAGGGUUCACACUGGCGAACGUCCAUAUGAAUGUGAGGUCUGCAAGAAAACAUUCGCCGUAAAAAGCUACUUACAAGCACAUCACUGGUCACACAUGAAAGGCGCAACUUUAACAUGCGCCGAAUGCCAUUUGACUUUUAGCAACAAGGGACAGUACAUACAGCACGUACGAACGCACAGCGUAAGCAGGAUUUACGAGUGCGUUUAUUGCAGCAAGACGUUUGUGAAAGAUGCGUUUUUGAUCAGGCAUGUCAAUAAGACACACAAGAGUCUCCAGAGAUCUGAUAGUAACGACUUCAAUGGACAUCAGCCUUAAUCUGUUGAAUUUAAGUUAUAGCUGAAUGUGAUUAAACACGAUUUUUUUUAUUUUAUAUUUAUAGAAGUGAGCAACUGUAAAUUGUUACUUGUUGAGGUUUAUUUUACUUUAUUCCCAAAUUGUGCCAUUUCAUUUGAUCUAAUAAAACUAUUAAUUAACUAUGACAAACUUUUAUUGAUUUAAGAAGGUAAUGAAAGCCUGUUAAUAUCCAUAUUUUUAUAUUUUUAACCAAUUCCACUUUUAAAAUUAUUGCGUAAAUCACGCGUAUAGCCAAGAUAAAUCGAAAUUUUAAAAAACUUAAAUUACGUAACAAUAUCAAACAAGUCUUUAAAAAAAUGCUAUAUGUUUUAUUGAGUAAUGUCAACAAUCAGUGUCAGGAUCGCCUAUUCCUUCCGAUUAUAUAAAAAUGAGUACUAUAUGAUCUAAAUAAUAAAAAAACCAACUGUCAAAUAAAACGUGACAACAACGUACAGAAAUAGACGGUCCUAAUAAUGGUAAAAAAAAUGAUAAAAAGAAAUUUACAUAGGGUUAAAAUUAAAUUAAUGUUUAUUGAACUGUAUAAUGUGUUGUUGCUUAUGCAAUGAAUUUUGCCAAUAUAAUUACAAGAUGUAAAAAGUAAACACCACUUUAAAGAGAUGCUAUAGCCCAUCCGUUUUUGUUUUUUUUUGGAUUAACGUUUAAGCUUUUUUUAUAACUGGUCCAAUACGUUAAUAAUGAAUAGCUGGUAGCGGAUAGCCGUGGACAUU